Molecule: messenger RNA, 1491 nt
Organism: Cydia amplana
Lineage: Eukaryota; Metazoa; Arthropoda; Insecta; Lepidoptera; Tortricidae
Gene: CPG20
Product: pro-resilin
Exons: 2
Coding region: 404-970 (188 amino acids)
Source: RefSeq, a predicted model, not a curated record
GGUAUAUUUUUUGUCAAUAAAAUGUCAAAAUUAAUCAUUUGAAAUGGGCAACUAAGAUGUUAGAAAACAUGUUAAUCGUGCGUGCGUAACGCUCUGUAUGUAAACACAGUUGGUUGGCACAUAAAUAUUUAUUCUAGCCAUCAUUAAACCCGAAAAUUACUCAACUGGUAAUGUUCGUGACCUCCCACCUAUCAGUCUUCUAAAUUCGAAAAAAAAUCGCAUAACGCCCUCCAAUUAAAAAACUUCCUCGUCUGACUCUAUGGUAGCAUCUCCCUUUCUUGCACAACUGCCAUACCUAUCCUUUCUCCGCCCCACCGCGGCCAUUUAGCUAUAUAGUACCUGAUACCAUCCAAGAACAUCACACUACUUCACUAGUAUCCGAAGUGACCCAUCACUAAGCAUCAUGAAAGCCUUCGUAGCGUGCAUAGCCCUCGCGUUGGUGGCGGCCGUCAGUGCCGAGGCUCCCUUGUCUGGUGGCGGCUACAACUACAACCGCCCGUCCGGCGGCUCCGGCUUCGGUGGCGGAUUCAGCGGUGGCUUCAGCGGUGGUCUGAGCGGCGGUGGCGGCUACCACGCCGUCUCCUCUGGUUUCCAGACCUCCGAGGGCCAGAACGUUGACCAGCAACUCCUCGAGCAAGUGCGCCAAAUCCUCCUUAAGGAAGAGUCCUCCGCUUCCUCCGGCAGCAUCAGCGGUGGUUUCGGCGGUAGCGCUCCUUCCUCCUCUUACGGCGCUCCUUCAUCCUCAUACGGUGCCCCCUCAUCGUCCUACGGAGCCCCGUCCUCCGCCUACGGAGCGCCCGCUUCCGGUGGCCGCGUCGUUGGCAUCAACCUUGAGGGAGUCCGUCAGGCCAUCCAAGUCGCGCAAUUCGAGCAGUCCGGUGGCUCUUCCGGCGGAUACCCAUCUGGCCCAUCCUCCUCCUACGGAGCUCCCGCCCGCGCCCCCUCCGGCAGCUACGGUGCCCCCUACUAAGUCCCUAACAAGAUUCCGAACGCAUAACAUCGACUGGACCAUCCCGUGAUCGGAUUCUACCAACUAACAAGCGAAUAGCUAAUGAGUACUCAGUUACUUCUAGUCCAUGCGGUCCUCGAUAGCCACUGAGCGUUCGGAUAUUGUUUUAUUCGGGCGACUUCGUAAGAUCUCUGGAGCGGCCGAAUGUUUAAUCAAUUUGGUCGGCAGUCACGUACAAUGUAGGUGAUGCCGGCCCACCAGGCUCUUGUCUCACCAAAUCCAACACUUGCGACUAUGCACGCGAACGGGUUGCAACGUCCCAGCGGCCGGCCAGUCGUCAUUGGCCCGCGGCCGGUUAUACUGAGAGCCCCCUGCGGCUCUCAGCGACAGAUCCGUGGGUUAAAACGCGCGAAGUGGCCGGCCGUUGGACUCAACACUUGUAUAAAGUUUAUUAUAAGUAUAGAUUAAUAUUUUUAUAUUUUAAGAUUUAUUAUGUUUUUAUUUUUAUUUACAAAAAAUAAAUACAUUUCGACACCGUAUAA